CGCAGUUGGUAGCCUGUCAUUGCUCUGCACUGUAGUAUUACGGUGUGCUUGCUCUGGUCUGCAAAAUGGCAUUACUUUACAGAACAGCGGCGACGCUCCUCAAACCCUCCAAACUCGCUCCCCUGACAGUAGCAGCAGUGCGGCAAUGUUCGGGUGGCCAGUACCAGCACAUCCUGGUGGAUCGUCGGGGUGCUAACGGCAGCGUGGGCUUCAUCCAGCUGAACCGGCCCAAGGCCCUGAACGCGCUGUGCGACGGCCUCAUGCUGGAGGUGGGGCAUGCACUCGACGACUUCGAGAGCGACACAAAGGUGGGGGCCAUCGUCAUCACCGGCAGCGACAGAGCCUUCGCAGCGGGGGCGGACAUCAAGGAGAUGCAGAAUCGGACGUUCCAGGAGUGUUACGGGGGCAACUUCCUGGCCCACUGGAACAAGGUGUCACUCGUCAAGAAGCCCGUCAUCGCCGCCGUCAACGGCUUUGCCCUGGGUGGUGGCUGUGAGUUCGCCAUGAUGUGUGACAUCAUCUAUGCAGGGGAGAAGGCCCAGUUUGGCCAGCCAGAGAUACUGCUGGGGACAAUACCAGGUGCGGGUGGUACCCAGCGUCUGACUCGUGCGGUGGGGAAAUCCCUCGCCAUGGAGAUGGUGCUCACUGGAGACCGCAUCACUGCCCAGGACGCCAAGCAGGCAGGUCUGGUGAGCAGAGUGUUCCCAGUAGAUCAGCUGGUGGCAGAGGCCAUUAAGACAGCAGAGAAGAUCGCUGGAAACUCCAAACUGGUAUCAGCCAUGGCCAAGGAAGCCGUCAACGCAGCAUUUGAAUUGACGUUGGCAGAGGGGAACCGUCUGGAGAAGAGGCUCUUCCACGCCACCUUCGCUACUGAGGACCGUAAAGAAGGCAUGACUGCCUUUGUGGAGAAGAGGAAAGCUGACUUCCAGGACAAGUGAGCCUCGUGAAGCCACACUGCUGGACUGUCAUGAAGAGGAAGUGGUGUGUUGGUUGGUUGUUGAGACUGUGGGAGAGGUGAUGGGCCAGUGCAGAGUGUGUGUGUGUGUUUAGGUUGGUUAUUGUCGUCCUGGCGCUGUGGGUACAGGGACACUGGGUGCCUUACUGGGGCUGCUGUUGUGCACGCGGCUCGGCCAGACCCUAAAUGCUCUCUCGCUUAACACGUCACUAGUGGGGAAUCACACUCGUUCAUACAGUACACACUACUCUCCCUCUGUCUGUCUCUCCGCGCGCACGCACGCACACACACACACACACACACACACACAGCAUUAAUUGCUCUCUUUUUCACACACGCGCUCACACACACACACACACACGCGCACACGGGUGACACACACACACGGGUGACAUACACACACACACACACACACACACACACACACACACACACACACACUCAUGAUUAACAAACUUCCCUUUGCCGUUUGUGCCCACUCCAUUAUGUUUUUGAUACAUGCUCCUUUGGAGUUUCUUGUUUCUUCUCUGAAAAAAAAUAAAAUGUAGAUUGUGGUA
Engraulis encrasicolus (European anchovy) is the source of this 1512-nucleotide messenger RNA. It is a transcript of the gene echs1, whose product is annotated as enoyl CoA hydratase, short chain, 1, mitochondrial. Gene Ontology annotation, molecular function: enoyl-CoA hydratase activity. NCBI's taxonomy places the organism in Eukaryota, Metazoa, Chordata, Actinopteri, Clupeiformes, Engraulidae. Gene Ontology annotation, biological process: fatty acid beta-oxidation. The coding region runs from base 66 to 938 and encodes 290 amino acids. Gene Ontology annotation, cellular component: mitochondrion. The record is from RefSeq and is a predicted model, not a curated record. The transcript has 8 exons.